Apiotrichum porosum is the source of this 2571-nucleotide messenger RNA. RefSeq lists its product as uncharacterized. The record is from RefSeq and is a predicted model, not a curated record. Gene Ontology annotation, biological process: double-strand break repair via homologous recombination; DNA double-strand break processing involved in repair via single-strand annealing. The transcript is spliced from 6 exons. NCBI's taxonomy places the organism in Eukaryota, Fungi, Basidiomycota, Tremellomycetes, Trichosporonales, Trichosporonaceae. Gene Ontology annotation, cellular component: site of double-strand break. Gene Ontology annotation, molecular function: flap-structured DNA binding; Y-form DNA binding; damaged DNA binding. The coding region runs from base 1 to 2571 and encodes 856 amino acids.
AUGUCGGACCCUCUCGAGCACACCGCCGCUCCCGAGCAGGAGAGCAUCGGGUCGGGCGUUGAGCGCCGGAUCAAGCAGUUUGGAGACUUUCAACAACAAAUGGCGGACUUUGGAGAUGACCUGGCCAACCUCAAGGCUGCGUGUGACAACUUGAAGCGUGAGCGUUCUUCCCUCAUUCAAGAGUGCGCCGCGCGCAAUGGAGACAAGGAAACGCUCGCGGCCCAAGUGAACAAGCUCAAGAACGAGCGCGACGCCCUCCAACUCGAAUACGCCGGUCUCGUCGAGGAUGAAAGGUUCUGGCGUACGGCAGAUGCCGCGGCCACCACCGAGCUGGAGCAGAACGGCCGUGUUACCCGCCAACUGUGGGUGCAGACGGAGAAGGUCGCCGAACUCCAACGCAAGUUGACCGACAUCGACUCUGUGCACAAGGACGAGCUCGAGGCAGAGCGCGUUAUUGCGUCCAGUCUACGAGAGAGAAUUGGUCGACUGGAGCGGAGUUUGCGAGACCGUUCACCGGAGAAAGACGCCCGACGCAGUGAGAGGGAAAGCAGCGAGAAGGCUCUUGCCCACGAGGUCGCUGUCCUCAAAGCCGAGCUGGAUCGCUUCACGUCACUGUUCCAGGACACACGCGACUCUCUAGAUGCGGAAAGCAAGCGAAGGUUAUCGUCCGACACGCGUGCCGAUACGCUUGCUGAGCAGCUACACCGAGCCCGAGAGGAGAUUCUCGACCUCAAGCUGGCAGCCGCUCAACAAGGCAGCAGUCAUAAUGAGCUGCUCGAGCGCAUCAAAUCUGAACUCGACGCCAAGGCCGCAGCCGAGCGUGAGAAGCUCAAUGCGCAGUUGCAAGCUGUGAUUGCGGAGCGCGACCAGUUGAAGAGCGAGAUGUCCCCGAACGUCGCCACACCGCGUACGCCAACCAAGACUCCCGCCAUCGACUCGCUCACUUCGCACAAGUCCGAGGUGUUUACGCCGUCCUCCACAUCGCUUGCCAAACGGUAUGCACACCUUGAAGAGCAGCACCGCAAACUCAAGGCCGAGUACGACCGCAUGAAGAACCGUUAUCGACAGGAUGUACAGCACUGGAAGGAGUACCGAGCCGUUCAGCAGGCAAGGGAUGAGAUCAAGCAGCGUCGAAGGGAGGAGAGGAAAACGUAUACUGCAGCGCAGUCACACGCCAGCAGCUCGAGGCCGAGCACACCCGUGUUAUCACAACACAGCAACACGAGCGUAGCUCUCGACACGCCAGGUAACAAGAAGCAGCCGGAUACCACCCCCAGAGCCCCGAAAACCGAAGUGGCGGCGACAACCAACUUGGGCACACUUGUUCCCGAGACGGUCCUUCCUGAGCCACCAACGCCGCAUGCACCUACAAGAGCCAAGUCUGCUUUACCCCCCGCGUUCCCACCCCCUAGGCCAGAGUCUUCGCCGCACAUGGUGACUCGUGUUGAUGAGGACGUUGUCAUGGAGGAGCUUCGACCUGCCCCAAGACCGACACGAGGCGUCUCAGCCCCAGAACGCCCAUCCGAGGCUCUCGCCAGGGGGAAGGCUCUCAGCCUAGCAAAAGCCACCUCGACGCCCAUGCGCAUACCUGCCGCUUCAACCUCAACUCCUUUGGUCACAAACACGGCCAGGCGUCUUGCUGGUCAAUCUACGCGGGUCACACCUUGGUUGGGCGGCAAGUCAUCUACAGGCCGUCCCAGCACGACCCCCCUGCGUCGCCGCGACUCGUUUGGUUCUGACGAAGAAGUCGAGGCGGAGCCCAGCCCGGCCAGAGCCACGGCUGUCAAAACGCCACUCGUGCGUGACCGCACGGGAGCGGGGGACCUCCGCCGGACCAUGCUUCAGCGCACCGUCACGCACGUCGAUUCGCCUGCAGGCGAUACCUCGAUCAACCACCCCUCCACUUCAAGUGAAAGUCUUCUCGACCCGUCGACUCCAGGGUCGACGUCGCGCAAACGUGCGCUCGACCUCGAGGGUCUCUCGCCCGCUGAGCGUGCCCUUGAGCGGAAGAAGCUUGCCCGUCUGUCGACUUCCGAAAAGCGCGAGCUGUACGCCAGCUACAAGGGCAACGGACGGUACCUUGCCCCGGAGGAUCUGCAGCGCACUGCCACGGACGAGUAUGAGAUUGACCCGGCCAAGAACGGUGGCGUUUCGCACCAGUAUCACGACGUGGUGCGCAACCGUGAGGAGCGCAAGAAGAUGCACGGCGGCGACUGCGAGUGCUGUAAAGACUACUAUGAAGCAGUCGGCCCGCUUCCACGGUUCAACCAAGGACCCGCAUGGAAGAGUCCGACCAGCCCGUCCAAGAACGGAGACUGCGACGAGGACGCAGAUGCAGACGCAGACGCACGCACCACACGUACCCCUCACCGCGACCUUGAAGACCACCAGAACCGCGUGUCACGUCACCGCGAGACGUGGCGAAAGCCACCUACGCCGCCUGGUUUCUGGAGGAUUGGCUUCCCCAGCACGCAAGAGGCCGACCGCGAAAACGCCGAGGCGGACGAGAUGAACGCGAGGCGCGACGCAGAGGUCAGGCGCGAGGCUGCCAAGUGGCGCAAAAAGGCCUGA